UAGGAAUACGAAGUACUCAGAACAUUUCAUUAGACCAAACGUGUUCAAUUUUUUAAGCAAUUCUGAAACAAGUUUUGUGGCAGCCAACCAAAAGACGAAUGUUGCAGUUUUCCUAGUCGUGGAGAAGACCAGAGAGGCCAGAGACAGAGUCCGAGUCCGAGCCAGAGACUCACAGCGAAAUCUUCAGUUGACUGUAAGAGGAGAGAGAGAAGAAGCAAUUGGUUUGUUUCAUUUUUGAACUAUAUCGAAGUAGUCCGAGAAUCCGCUGUUUGAACUUUUCUUAUUUCAAUUCGAAUAUGAACUCUGACGACGAAUACUCGGAUGAAGAUCACGGCGAUUCGCAUCGUUCAAUAAACAGCACUUGCUCGUUCAUGACGAGUGUGGAGAGCGAUGAGGACACCUGCACGGAAAUCGAUCUACCCGAGCGUCCCAGGCGCAGCGUCGAGGUCGAUGAGUUUGUGUACAAGGUGCUAACGGCGGAUCAGAUAGUGCAACACCAGCGCAACAUCAUCGACGAGGUCAACAAUGUGUUGCAUCUAUCGCCGCAGGUCACACGGAUCAUUCUCAAUCACUACAAAUGGGACAAGGAGACGCUGUUCGAGCGGUACUUUGAGAGCAGUCCACAGGAGUUCUUUCGUCGCGCCCAUGUGGUAAAUCCCUUUGCCACGCCCUCCAAGCUCAGUCUCAAGUCGGUGCCGAGUGUGAGUGGACAGGAGCAAGUCUGCGGCAUCUGUUAUUGUCCCUGCGAUGAGCUGAAGGGUCUGCCCUGCGGUCACGCCUUCUGUGCCGUGUGCUGGAAACAGUAUUUGACCAACAAGACAUUCAGCGAGGGAUUGGCCCACAGCAUCACCUGCCCCGCCACCGACUGUGACAUCCUGGUCGAUGACGUGUCCUUCGUCAAGCUGGCCGAUAACCCAGAGGUGAUUGCCCGCUACCAGCAGCUGAUCACCAACACCUUCGUCGAGUGCAACUCCCUGAUGCGCUGGUGUCCCGCUCCAAGUUGCACCCAUGCCAUCAAGGCCAGCUACUGUGAGCCGCGGGCCGUGAGAUGCGCCUGUGGCCACGAGUUCUGCUUCGGAUGUGGCGAGAACUGGCAUGAGCCCGUCAGCUGCUCCUGGCUGAAGCGAUGGCUGAAGAAGAACAACGAGGACUCGGAGACAUCCAACUGGAUAGCACAGCAUACGAAGGAGUGUCCCAAGUGCAAUGUGACGAUCGAAAAGGAUGGCGGAUGCAAUCACAUGGUCUGCAAGAAUCCCUCGUGUCGCUAUGACUUCUGCUGGGUGUGCCUGGGCUCCUGGGAGCCACAUGGCUCCUCCUGGUACAGCUGCAAUCGAUUCGACGAGGAGGAGGGCAAACAGGCGAGGCAGGCACAGGAACGCUAUCGAUCCUCGAUGGCCCGAUAUCUGCACUAUUACAAUCGAUAUAUGAAUCACAUGUUGAGCAUGCGCAUGGAGAACAAACUGUAUGCGAAUGUUCAGGCCAAGAUGAACGACAUGCAGGAGAACAUGAGCUGGAUUGAGGUGCAGUUCCUCAAGGAGGCCGUCGAUGUCCUUUGCCAGUGUCGUGCCACACUCAUGUACAGCUAUGUGUUUGCGUUCUAUCUGCGCAACAACAAUCAGAAGAUCAUCUUCGAGGACAAUCAGCGCGACAUGGAGAUGGCCACCGAGAAGAUCUCCGAGUGCCUGGAGCGUGAGAUCACCGUGCAGAAUCUGUACGAGGUGAAGCAGAAAGUGCUCGAUCUGUCGCAUUAUUGCCGCAAGCGUCGCACCGUCCUCCUGUGUCAUGUGCGGGAGGGUUACGAAAAGGACUGGUGGGAUUUCAUUGAAUAAGAACCGAUUCAAUCCCGAAUAGACUGUACGGCUGUAAACGGCUAUAGAUGGUGACACGCCAUUGAUCGAUCCUCUUUGAUUGGCAUAACAGACACGUCACGUCACGACACAACAUGUCACGACACGACACGACACGAUACGACACGACACGACACGCAUUUCUCUGAAGACUUUAUAUUUUUAUUGCAUUUCGGUUUGAGCUAUUAAAAAGUCACAACAACUGCUUUUGGCUAGCUCUCUGGUUAACAGCCAGAGACAUCAAAAUUCUACAGUCACAUAAUGCCACAGGAAUAACGAUGUGUUUUAUUUGCAAUCAACAAGAUACUAAACAUUUAGUCAAA
Drosophila innubila is the source of this 2170-nucleotide messenger RNA. Its product is annotated as E3 ubiquitin-protein ligase ariadne-1. Bases 297 to 1829 code for a protein of 510 amino acids. Gene Ontology annotation, molecular function: zinc ion binding; ubiquitin protein ligase activity; ubiquitin conjugating enzyme binding. The transcript has a single exon. Lineage: Eukaryota; Metazoa; Arthropoda; Insecta; Diptera; Drosophilidae. The record is from RefSeq and is a predicted model, not a curated record. Gene Ontology annotation, biological process: ubiquitin-dependent protein catabolic process; positive regulation of proteasomal ubiquitin-dependent protein catabolic process; protein polyubiquitination. Gene Ontology annotation, cellular component: nucleus; cytoplasm; ubiquitin ligase complex.